AUGGCUCGCCCUCACCAGCGUCUUGAACAUGAAGCCAUGCUGGACGAGCCCGAGCUUCGAGAGCUCUUCGUUGAGGGUAGAAACCUUCGCUCGGAGCUGACUAGCAUGAAAUCCAUCCGUGCCGAUAGGCAGGCCGCCAAGUGCUGCUUGUCUGCGCGGCUUCGCGUUUGGGCUGGCGCUGCCGCGUCUGGAAGCCAUGCCAGUAAAUCCUAUACAUACUCGUCCUCCUCGCUAGCCUCCGAGUCAGCAGUAGCCGAGUCAGCGGUAGCCCUUCACUUCGAGGUCGUCACUGGCGGGAUUACACUUGGCGGCCUGCCUAUCGGCACGGAUGGAUUUCAUGCUAGUCAGCUCCGAGCGAAGGUCUCUACCCUCAACGACGAGCUCUCGAAGCUCGGGCUCGUCCAGCAUGGCUUCAUGUUCAAGACGCUGGUGAGGGCGAGCCAUCUCCAGAAGCUGCGCUUCUUCCUCCAGGGGUCAUCUCCGUUUCUCCCGCGGGUCCAGUCACAGAUUCGUCGCUUUGACCUCUCUGUCCACCUGGCGCUUGAGAAAUACCACCGCUGGCCUUCCUCGCAGUACCUCGCCGCGCAUCCCGACCUGCUAGAGUUUGCGAGGUUCAAGCGGGAGCUUCCGCAUAGUCGGGGAGGGGACGAGUUCACGCCCUCUGAGGGUCUACACCCCGCUGUUUACUAUACGGCUAUCGCUCGCUUCCUCGCUUGGUACUCUGACCAGCCCAUGUCCCGGAUGUUGCCCUCUCCUCAUAGCCUGGACGUUCACUGCUCGAGAUCUCUCCGUGCCCAGAAGCAUCCUCUGGCGACCUUCUUCGUUGAGGCGCACGACUUCGUUCAUAAUGCUGGAGCGAUCCUCUACCGUCGUGUGAAGGCUCCUGCACCGGCUGCAGAUGGCGCGGCGAUCCCACCUGCCCCGGCUGCUGUGCCUGAUGACGCAGGACGCCCCCCGGCAUCUGUGGUACACAUCCCUGGUGCACUUUUUACCUUCUGCCAGUAA
Messenger RNA from Guillardia theta CCMP2712, 1005 nucleotides. RefSeq lists its product as hypothetical. The transcript has 3 exons. NCBI's taxonomy places the organism in Eukaryota, Cryptophyceae, Pyrenomonadales, Geminigeraceae. The record is from RefSeq and is a predicted model, not a curated record. Bases 1 to 1005 code for a protein of 334 amino acids.